Molecule: messenger RNA, 480 nt
Organism: Haemonchus placei
Lineage: Eukaryota; Metazoa; Nematoda; Chromadorea; Rhabditida; Trichostrongylidae
Source: the annotation of a GenBank genome assembly
AUGGAUGGUCGUACAGGGCAAAAACAGGCUGCCCAAAAGGAGAGGACUAUGAUGGCGAUUUGUACUCACAUUGUUCAAACGCUUACAUCGGAAGCGCAUAUCAAAGAUCUGGUGAUGCAAGCCAGGAAGAUCGACUGCCCUCAAAGCGCCAAAGCUUCAAGCCAAUUCGCUCGCCUCCACCUGCACGAAUUUGAGGAUCAUUCCGACUCGGAAGAUGUUCUUCUUCACAGUUACGAGAAGAACUAUGUUUACAAGACGAAGCGCCGAUCGUCGUCAACUGGUGCCCGAAGUAAUUUCGUACGCGAUAUGGAAGCACGAUUGGCCGGACUUCGACAUGAGAAAUUGAAAUCGCAGAUAUCCGGAGCCUCACGUGAUGAAAAAUUAAGUGGUUUGAUUUACGAUGCGGACUUCGACUGCUACUAUAAUCCACUCGACGAUCAGUACUACAAACUUCAGCCUUCCAACGGGAAUUCGCAAUGA